Messenger RNA from Oldenlandia corymbosa var. corymbosa, 3678 nucleotides. NCBI's taxonomy places the organism in Eukaryota, Viridiplantae, Streptophyta, Magnoliopsida, Gentianales, Rubiaceae. The record is from the annotation of a GenBank genome assembly.
AUUUGUCGCGCUUAACAUGUGAGCAAGUUAACAACGUAACAUAGGUAUAUGUUCUUAACUAGUGAAGGCAGAGUUAUUAGUUAGAAUGCAGGAGAAGGAAACGGGGACAAGCGGCGGUUUGCUGCGUCAUUGGAUGGAGGAAUGGAAAGUGAAGGAGCACGCAAAAGAAUGGGUGGAGAUGCUUUAUUUUAAUAACCCCAUCUUCACGAUUUGACACCUGUCCUUUCCUACCCCCUCUCCUUUCUUUCUCUCUCACACACUCACCACUAAAACCAACACAAAGACCAUAAUAACUAAUCUUAAAAGACUUUUGUGUGAGAUGUAUGUAAUCUAUUCUCCAAAAUCGUAUUAUAAUAAGAUUACAGUAAUCUUCUUUUUCGUUUAAAUGUUUUUUUUUUUAAUUUGUACUAAGUUUUUAUACCUCCACUAACUUUUGUUGCUCUCUUUCAAGUACUAGUAUCAAAGUCUGCGGGAACCCAACUCCAAAGAAAGGGAAAAAGAAAUAAAAAAGUUUUAAUCUUUGCUCGAAAACUGACCUGAAAAAAACAGCAAAAGAAAGAAAAGAAAAGAAGAGAGGAAAUAAGGAGGGCUGUGAGGCUUUUGCUGAUCGCAUUUGGUGACACUUCUGUUUACUAAAUUAGUAAGCAAAGCCAACCCAUUUUUCUUGUUUUUAUCUGAUGCUCUUCAUGCUUUUCAUCACACCCAUGACUUCACUCCCUCAGGCAAUACGUUACAACUGACAACCAUAAAAAUGAAGUCUUGGGAUGAGAGCGAGAUUGGGUUUUUGUAGUAGAAGUUGUUGCUGCUUGUUUUUUGUUGUGUAUAUAUAGGGAGCCCAGGAAGGGGAAUGCUCUAUUCCUACUGCAGGGCAGUGUCUUGAGAGAUUUUUAGUAGAGAGUGAUUGGCUGGAAUUCGAGGACCCAUCUAAUAUUCACUGUGUGGGAUGGACAAUUGCAGCUGAGAAGUUCAGAGGAGAAGACAAGGUCCAAACUAAUCCUUGAUGUCUCACCCGUGUGUUUAUUCUUACUUCUCCAUACGUGGUUGUUUAUGCUCAAUUUAUGUGUCUCCAGAUCUAGAAACCUUUUCCCAUAUCCACUGUGUCAUUAGAUGAAAGCAGGGAGGAGUAGACCCCAAAUUAAAAUUUUCUUUUAUGGCCAUGUAUUGUCUGGAAUUCGAAAAGGGGUGCUGAGGCAGAUUACUGGUAAUUUUGCAUUUUCUCAAUGGUAGUGGCAGCUGAUGUAUUAGCUUAACAAUGACAAUUGUUGUAACCUGUACCUUUUACUGCUAUCUAAAAUGGGAACUUUGUCUGAAGAUGUUGUCAUGGUAGCCGCACUUCCCAUUAUAUUAGGUAACUUUGUUUUUGAAAGUCUAACUGUAGGAAGUUUUGUUGGUCUUAUCGGUCUUAGGUGAUGGACGACAGAACGAGCUUGUAUUCAGGAACUGUUGCUGAGAGUAUGUUAGAUUCCAUGUCUGGUGCUUACGAAAAUUGUGGUGACAGUAAGACAGACAUGGAAGUGAGUCCUGUGUCUUCCGUUCCUGAAGGGAAUAGAAGAAAUAUAGCUCCCUGUCUCGAUUUGAAUUCUGAGAAUGAAAGCAACGGGGGUGCUAGUGAUUCCAUUGUCCGUGAGAGCGAGGAAGAUGAUUCUCUAUCCGUGGAAGGUGAUUGUUCUAUGUCUAUGAUGAGUGAUACGAGCAGUUUAUGCGCUGAAGAUUUUAUGGCUUAUGAUACAACUUCAGAGAUAGGGACUACAAAUUUUAUUGAAGUUGAGGGGAGAAUAUGUGAUGUUGUACUUGGUGCGAAGGCCAAAGAUUUGGCGCUCACAACUGUUGAUGGGAGGGUAAAUGAUCCUCAGGCUGUUACUGUUAGCAUAGAGGAAGAGAUUGUUGAAGGUUCUGCCUUAAACGCAUCUGCCUUAGUUGUUCAACUUCCUUCCAAUAAGGGGUCAGGUGGAGCGGUUGGCCGCAGUGUAUUUGAGAUCGAUUGUGUUCCCCUCUGGGGAGUCUAUUCUGUAUGUGGUAGGCGACCAGAAAUGGAAGAUUCUUUUACAACUAUACCUAGGUUCCUGAAAAUUCCUCUUCCGAUGCUCAUUGGGGAUCGCGUACUUGAUGGAACCGCCAAACAUCUAAGUCACCUAACCUCACAUUUCUUUGCAGUCUACGAUGGCCACGGCGGCUUCCAGGUAGCAAAUUACUGCCAUGAUCGGCUUCAUUCUGUUUUGGCUGAGGAGUUAGAAGCUAUUAUGGCUGGAAGUGGGGAUGAAAGUCAGAAGAACUGUCCAGAGCAGUGGAAAAGGGCAUUCACCAACUGUUUCCUUAAGGUUGAUGCUGAGGUAGGAGGUAAAGAUGGUCUUGAGCCUAUUGCUCCAGAAACUGUUGGCUCUACUGCCGUUGUAGCCCUUGUUUGUUCAUCUCACAUCAUAGUUGCAAACUGUGGUGAUUCAAGGGCAGUCCUUUAUCGUGGAAAGGAACCUAUGGCGUUAUCCGUUGAUCAUAAACCGAAUCGAGAAGAUGAAUACCAAAGGAUUGAAGCUGCUGGAGGCAAGGUAAUACAGUGGAAUGGACAUCGAGUUUUUGGCGUCCUUGCAAUGUCUAGAUCUAUUGGAGAUAGGUACUUGAAACCCUGGAUAAUACCAGAUCCAGAAGUGAUGUUUAUUCCUCGAACCAAGGAUGACGAGUGUCUCAUUUUAGCGAGUGAUGGUUUAUGGGAUGUUAUGACGAAUGAGGAAGCCUGUGACAUUGCCCGUAAACGGAUACUUCUCUGGCAUAAAAAGAAUGGUGUCAUACCACCCUCGGGAAGAGGUGAGGGAAUUGAUCCUGCAGCUCAGGCAGCAGCAGAGUGCCUUUCAAACCGUGCUAGCCAGAAAGGAAGCAAGGACAAUAUAACUGUAAUUGUGGUGGACUUGAAAGCUCAGAGAAAGUUUAAGAGCAAGCCUUAAGAGGCUUAGUCGUUCCGAUAUUGCUCAUUUGAAUGUAGGCGAAAUGGUAAUGGCUCUUCUGUUUUUUCACUAGAGCUAUGUAGCGCUUUCUGUUAGUGUCUGCAUUUGAGGUGCGAUGAACAAAACUCAGAAGUCAGUCAUUUAUCACUUGUCGAAAAGUUCAGCCCUUGUAUAUUUUAGCUCCAAUAGGGAUAGGGAUAUCAGGGAAAUCAAAUGGUACUGGCAUGUCAUAAACCGAAAAGUUAUGGGUAGCUCCUGCCUCCGGGUUAAAAUGUCUCUGUGAGGUAAGUCAACAUUUGUAUGACUUUGGCCGACGGAUGCCUUUGGGAAUGAAAUAGCAGCAAACUUAGUUAUUAGAAGACCUUUUUAGUGUUUGAUUUCUUGUGCUUUUUACCUUUGUUCUUGUGAUGCAUUGAAGUUUGUUUGGUAACAAUGAUUGUGAUGGUGUUGCUUUCAUUGGUAGAGGAGGAUGUGCUGGUUGUGUUGGUUGGUGGUGGCUCGUGUUGGGCGUGGCUAUUAUUGCCAUCAUGAGGGCUAAGUUGUGGUGAAAAGUUAUCCAAUUUUCGAUUUCUGUUGUCUCCAGAUUUGUUGUCACACUCAGUGAUGUUCACGAUUUAACAAAUUGUUGCCAUUACUUAGCACUUGCAACUAACAUUAGAACCUAAAAUGGGAGGAGCCAAAAUGAAACAAGAUUUGGUAGUUUUGCCUCCCAACCACAGACACGAGAUAUGUAAUAUACUAA